CUCGUGCUCUGUGUCCGGGUUGUGGCGUGAAUCGCAAAUCUUUGGACUUUUGAAGUUAAUUCAAACAAAAAGAAGUUAGUUUUAACACCAAUCCCAGUGUGUACAGAAGUCCUCUUGUGGUUUUCAAACAAAGUAUAGACGAUACAAUGAAAAAUUAUAGUAAUUCAACUCCAUUCUGCUCUAAUUUCCCUAUUUAGUCAAAUUCAACCUGAUUGGGGGGAAAAAAAAACUGUUUUCGGAGAUACUGUCUUGAUCAACAAAUGAAUGCAUUCAUGCUUCACGUGUGGAGGCACUGGUCCUGACUGAGUCCUACCCAUGAUGCAGUCAGUGGAGAUGAAGUUACACACCCACACAAAGACGUCUCACAUCAAGUGGGCGUGGACGCAGAACAGGUAAAGGGAGAUGCCAGACAGGGGAAGACACCAUCAGAGGAGUGAUGUGUCCGCAGAGUACAAGAGCAGGGAUUACUCACACAGGGGACAGCACUCUCUGCACGAUACCCAGAGACGCAGCCAGAAGCCAGGAGGCGUGGAGGAGCGGUUCAGCAGUGACAGAAGAACCAAAGAGAACAGAAAGAGAGACGUGACAAGGGGUCAUAAGGGGUCAGCUGCAUACAUUGCUCAUGAAAGGCCCUCAACACUGCCCAGAGAAACAUCAGUGUAUAACCAUGAGGUUUAUCAACAACAGCACAGAGAAGCCAUGUACAAUUUAAGGUACACGCUGACCUCUAGAGGCAUCUGCCAGCUCAUGGAGAUCUCUGUGAAUCUCCUCAUCAUAAUCUGCGCCGGAGUGCCGUACAGCAACAACGGGGGCUACCGCGACCUGGCCAGCCUCGGAGGAAUUUACGCUUAUUACUUUGGAGGUGCCAGCGCCUUCACUGGCGCCGAUGCAGACAGAGUCAAGGAGCUGGACCGCCUCUUCCACCAGCUCAAGCGGCCUCCGUAUGUCUUUACAAUGGCCUGCGGUGGGAUUUUGAUGACGUACGCCUGUGUCAUGUUUGGCCUGGGGGUCUUCAGGGUCUCCCACCGCUGGCCCAUUGUGCUGCUUGUGGAGGCUGUUGUGAAUUUUCUGAUUGGCUUAGGUUACAUCGCUGGGUUAGCUUUCUACUUUAUUAAAAUACAGGAAACCUACCAAAACCCCAUCUGUCAGGAGAGGGAGCAGAUGUACAAGAGCAAAGGACACAAGGGCUUUGAGUGCAGCUUUAAUGGUGCAGACAUCGCAGGAGGAUUGUUUGGAGUGGCAGGGACUUUUGUUUUCGUCUUUGGUGGGGUGCUGGCAGUCAGAGCCUUCAGAUCAAUACGAGAGCAGAAGAAUGAAAGAACAAAUGAGGACAAUUAUUUUUAAACACGCUUUUCUUACUCGUAUUAGAGAAAAAAGUUUUAACAGAUUGGAAGGGAUUUCCAUUAAGUCUUUUUAUGUACUAAAUUUCUUUAUAUAAGUCGGAAUACUUUUUUUUUAGUCUUAAUGCUCUUUUUUUAUUUGUACUAUUUUUGUAAAUGUCAUAAUAAACAGCUAGAUGAGUGUACAUACAAUUUCAUUUUUUGGCAUGUAAAAAGAGAAAAUCAACUUGGGGUCAACCCUAACCCUAAACGGAUACAAUACUUUUUUAUAAUAUUAGGAUUGCUUCUCUUUUGACAUAAAACAACCUUUUUAAACUUAUCUUGAAAUCUUAACAAAGCAAAGAGCUACUCUGGUGGUUUGAAAAUAUUUACACAAGAAGUUUUAUGUGUAGUUUGGUUAAUUUGAUGCACAUUUACAAUAGUGAGUCUUUAAAUCUUUGCUAGACUGAAGGGUGAAGUUCUACGCUUCUCCAGUAGGUGGCAUGUACUUUAUGAAACUAAGCAAUAAAAACAUGCAGAAAUCUAAAACCUCAUUGCAUGUGGCUUGUAGAGACAAAAUCCUUUAACUUAAGCUGAUACAUUAGAUGUGUGAGGGUAAACUGUUAAACCAGUUUGUACAGCAAAUAUUUAUAUAUUAUAUAUAUAUAUAUAUAGUCUAAAAUGCUAUGUUUUGCUGAUAAACUCAAUUAUAUCAAUUAUAAAUUUAUAUAUAAACACAAGAAUACACAUGUACAAACCAUCCUGCCCUUUUAUUCCUUAUGUUUUAGACAGUUUAUAUUUGUCUUCAAGUAGACAUUUUUGACUGACUCGUGUGUACCGAGCAACUAAAAAUGAUCAUAAACAUGGUCAUCAAAAUGAAGCUGGACAAAACCAUUCACAGUAAAAAGUUUUAUUGCUACUUGGCUUAAAGUUAAUUGAAAAAAACAAAAAUCAUUAAAAACUGAAAAUAAUAAUAGCAGCAUCUGAAAUAAAAAAUGAUUAUCUUUUAUUUCACAGAAGGUUCAUAUGAGCAUAAGUCUCUGAAAAACAGCAAAAGUGCUCUUUGUUAGCUCCAUUCCUAAACAAUGUUAUUGUUUAUUACUCAACAUAAAUUUUUAGCAGCAAUCAGCAUGCUAGAAAAAAAUAUAUUGGAUAUGCUUCAUUUUAUACAAAUAAACCAUAUUUUGUAUAUACAUGUUUCUCAGUUGACUUGUGUUUAGCACAUGCUUCCAGUAUGAAAUACGGUUACAGUUAGUACCCUCAAUGGUGCCCUAACGAGUGACGGUUUUCUGAGGAAUCCCUAUAGUUUUCAAUUCUGUAGCAAGAGGGUGAUAGAAAUUUGCAUGAUACAAUGAAGUACAAAAAUAAACAUCAAGCUUCUUGGCAUCGAGAAAAAAAAAAAAAAUCUGCAAAAAGGAAA
Molecule: messenger RNA, 2739 nt
Organism: Poecilia reticulata (guppy)
Lineage: Eukaryota; Metazoa; Chordata; Actinopteri; Cyprinodontiformes; Poeciliidae
Gene: marveld3
Product: MARVEL domain containing 3
Cellular component (GO): membrane
Source: RefSeq, a predicted model, not a curated record